Messenger RNA from Heterobilharzia americana, 3267 nucleotides. The record is from the annotation of a GenBank genome assembly. Lineage: Eukaryota; Metazoa; Platyhelminthes; Trematoda; Strigeidida; Schistosomatidae.
AUGAGCUCAAAAGUCAAGUCUGAAAAGACGAAAGUGAAGUUCGCCCAGUCAAAUAUUAAUCAUGUAUACAAAGGAAAUACUACGGAAACUCACCACAAACCAACUGUGCGGCAAUAUGGAAUGCAAGUUGUGGGAAAAUUGCAAGGAACGCGUCGACUACCCCCACCGGCAUGGGUGCCUAGUAUCAAGGCUGAAACAGGUGGGUUGGACAGUCGAGUUUCUCUUGUUCCCGCGGGUGGGGGUGGGUGGGGGGCACCACCAACCUCAACGUGUAAUACAGAGCAACCGACUGUACCAUCUCCAGAAUCAGACAAUGUCGCGACUGUACCUAAAUUACCCUCCGUGAACGGUGCGUUGUACAGUGAAACAGUUGGAAUUUCUCUUGAACCAGCUUAUGCAAAGACUGCUUACGGUAACUCAGGACCGUCGAUCACUGGUCCAUCAAUUACGAAGGCAGAUACAUCUGUCGGUGUAAACGGUCCUGUUAAGACGAGUGAUACUCAUCAAUCAGUCGAUGAAGUUCAACCGAAAGAUAAAGUGCCCAAUCAAUUGCUGAAGUCUCUUAAUGAUAAGCCGAGCUCUGGUGGAGGAUUGGCAGCUAACAAGCCGUUCUUCCAAAGACCUGUUCCGAUUGUAACCACCUCCUGUACUGCAACUACUAUAUCUACUAAAUCUGAAAGUCCGAGCAAACCUGGUAGUGGUGCUCGCGAAAUAGUUGGAGAACCCAGUGGUUGGGUUGCUAUUGGUCAAGAUGAACCUGACUUCGAUGAACGUAUUAUCUUUAGUGAUGAUGAAGAUUGUGAUGAAGUAAAACCAGCAAGGUCAGUCACAUCAGCACAUUUGACAGAACAUCCUGCACAAUUUUCAAUGUCUCCCCCUCCAACUGCCGUCAAAAGUAAUCUGCAUCCUAUACCCAUGAAGCCUUUCGUUAACCCAGUGACCAGCCUUUCAGCUGAUUGUGCCGUCCAGUCACAUUCAACUUUGCCUCAAAAAGUAUAUAUGGAAGACUCCAGUAUGAUAACAUCAGAUCCUUGGUCUUCGGCAAACAUCUACACUGUUAACUCUUCAGCUAGUCACCCAAGACCUAUCACGCAAAAUUUACCUUACAGUAUGUCAUCGGUGAAUACUCAUUGUGGGAUUACUCCUGAAACUAAUCGUCUUGUACCAAGUUCACAGUUUAUAAACCAUGCUACAUCUACUGGUGUUAUGGAUUCGUUUUAUUCUACACAUCCACUCCAGAAUCGUUUGACAGUACCCAUAACCAACAGUGUUGCCGAUUCUGUAAGAUCAGCAACCGAUGUCGACAGUGAAUUGCAACAGGCUCAACGGCAAGCGCGAACGCAAGAAUUUAGGAAUGCGGUUGAAAGAGCUCAACAAGCACGAGCACGACAGAGGCUUUCUGAAAGUUGUUCAGCCGACAGUGACAGUAUGUUAUCCAAGUCUGCUCUAGGUUUAUUGUCAACUAUGCCAGAAAACCGACCUAUCUCUUCUGUUCCUUCUCCUUUUGUUACGACAGCCUGUCAAGCCGGUCCUAAUUAUUUGUUCUCCAUGAGUGACCCCUCCGUCAGUUCUGUGCUUAACGUCCCUGCACAUGGUCUACUUCCACAAGCGUUCCCAACAUCGGGACCGCUUGAUAUAACUACUGCAAUCGCUGCAGCUACUGCCGCUGCCAUGGCAUACACAGGUGGUUCGGAUGGUGGCGUUCCUGUAAGAAGUGGAAUGGAAAUCCCCAUCAGUGUGCCCACGAUAAUUCCUCAUACACAAGUUCCGAUUUCUGUAAGUUCGAAUACUGCCGCUGCAGGGUCAUGGCAAGCUGCAUUUGCAUCGGGCAAUUCGAUGCCAGCCGCUUUGGUCCGACUACUGUCCCAGCAACCUCAUAUGGCACAGCUGUUACAGAAUGCAUUGAAUAUGUCUGUAGGUAGCUCUGCUCAAGGUGUGUUUCCACAAAUUAAUCGGUCACCGGGACCACCAGUUAGUUCAUCUAAAAGUACGUCGUUCUCAGAAACAAAUAUUCAACCUCCUAUGUCAAAUCUGCAACAAGAGCAGUCUCCUGUUAAUGCUGCGGAUUCUGGUAUACGAAGUAAUCUGAAAUCUACUACUCAAGCAUUUAGUAAUCUUGAUGAUUCCGCCUCACAGAACAUGGAAUUCGAUGGAUCGAGCGAAAAAGCUCAUCGUGUUCACAAGGUGUCUCAGUUAUCCAUUCGACCAGAUGCUCCAACAGUUGCUACCAGUGCUACUGUGACAUGUAGUGGUUCUUCCGCCCAGCGAACUUCUCGUGUUCCUGGUUUGAUGGAUAUCAAGGUGUACUGUGCAUCAUCUCAACACUUAGCUCAUCUUUGGGACAAGGAAGACAACUUACUGGAUACGGGAAAUCGUGCAUUUCGUGGGCGUGGGAGGAACUUGACGUCUCACAAACUUCAGCGAAGUGGCACUCGAGGACAUGGAACCGCCAGAAGCCAUCUUCUGGACUCAGUGACUAGUGAUUUUAAAUCUAUGAACCUUCGCGAUACGGAUGAUCGUCAAUAUCCUUUGGAAGACUUUGAUGUGUCGUAUCGUGCACAGAGUAUGUCGAAGUCAUCAAAACCGUGGAGUUCAAAGCCAUCACAUAGUGUCGACGAUACAGCUUUGGAUUCCUAUAAUGCAAGUGCCCGAACCAAAUCAGGGUUUGCUUGUGAUGAUCACAUAGGGAACAGAAAACAAACUCGAAAUAUACCUGACGAUAAUUUCUGGAUCCGUUCUGAUUUAGAUAUUAAUUCACCGUUUAUAUCAUCUAGUGAAGAUGAUAUUGAUGAAUGUGGUGUCCUAAGUGAUGUUCAGGAGGCUGAAGCUACCGAGGAGGAUAAAGGAUAUGAACAGUCUAUUAAUGAUCUCAGGAAAAAAGUUGACCCACGUUUAAGUAAGUUCUCACAGCCUAACCAAACGGCAGUUGCGGAUAACCAGGACAGGAACAGGAAUUCCAGUACUUACAACAGACGGGGUCGACGUGGUCGUGUUGCAACGGGCAGUCAUUUUACUAGUUCAAGGAGCUAUACCACCGAUGACUUUUCUUCAUAUUCGAAACGUUAUUCAAAAGGUUCUGAGCAUGAUUACUAUUGGCGUCAACAGUACGUUUCGUCAUCGAGAGGGUUUCGUGCAGGUCAAUCUACUGGUUCGAAUACUGACCAGCAUAAAAUCGCAGCAACGAUGAUAUUGUUUACAAACCAUCUGAACGCUCAAGCAGAAGUGCUACGUCAGGAAGCUUCACCGGAAAUUCAUCUGGAUAUUUAA